CCUUCUUUUACAAACACACUUGAGCUUUGGUAUCUCAAUUCAAAACAAAACAACAAAACAAAACAAAACAGAGGAGGGGGAGAGAGAGAGAGGCAGAUCAGCAGAGUGAGUUCCAGAAAGAACAAACUAGGAUGGGGAGAGCUCCUUGUUGUGAGAAGAUGGGACUGAAGAAAGGACCAUGGACAGCUGAAGAAGAUCAACUUUUGAUCGCUUUCAUACGACAACACGGCCAUGGAAACUGGCGUGCUCUUCCUAAGCAAGCUGGCCUAUUGAGAUGUGGAAAAAGUUGCAGACUGAGGUGGACCAACUACUUGAGACCAGACAUUAAGAGAGGGAAUUUCAGUAAAGAAGAAGAGGGUACAAUCAUCAACUUACACGAAAUGCUUGGGAAUAGAUGGUCUGCAAUCGCAGCAAGAUUACCUGGUCGGACCGACAAUGAGAUUAAAAAUGUUUGGCACACCCACUUGAAGAAAAGGCUCAAAAAUUAUCAAAGCACCUCCAACACCAAAGGACAAACAGUGACAGAGCCCAAAUGCGAUUCCAAUGCCUCAAGUGAAUCCAACACCAUGAAUUCGGGUUUUGAGAGUUCUGAGUAUGCAUCAGUUUCCCCACAAGAUUCUUCUAGUGAACUCUCAUCGGUCACAGACUUAACUGGCUUACCAAACAACGUAGUCAUUAAGGACGAAUCAAUGGACACAUCUGAGACAUUUCCUCAAAUUGAUGAAAGUUUUUGGUCCGAAAAAUUAUCAACCGGCAAUUCCACCACGCAAUCGGACUUUGCUGGUUCCGCCGAGGAGUUACAAUUUCAAUUUCCAUUAUCUUCAUCAAUGACUGCUUCUAUUGGUUCAAUGGAACAUGUCAAUGAGUACAACUUCAAUAUUGAUGAUGACAUGGAGUUUUGGUAUAACCUUCUCAUUAAAGUUGGUGGUUUACCAGAAUUAUAAGAAAUCUGAGCAGUAUUUUUCUUUGUAUUAAAUGUAGCAAAUAUUAGAAAAUUUGAAUAUUCUGGAGUCCAAACCCAGUUGUCCAAGUCCAAAAGCUAUAGUGUCAUUUUGUCAAUAAAACAAAAAGCAAGUCCUUGGUGGUGAAUAUUGUUUUUAUAAAGCAAGUGUACCCGAGUGGUGAGUUGAAGGGCCAAAGGGAAAAUAAAAAAGUUAUUGACUUGCAAAUUUUUUUGUAUACAGAUGUAUUUGAGGCUUUAGUGGGGUAAAUAGGGUGUAGAGAUAAAAAAUUUGUAGGUUAGAAGAGCCCUAUGAGCCAUCUUUGAGUUGUAUAACGAUUAUGAUGAUGAUGAUGAUGAAAAAAACAAAUUUGCUUCUCUUUUCA
This is a messenger RNA of Camellia sinensis, 1326 nucleotides long. RefSeq names its product transcription factor MYB30. Lineage: Eukaryota; Viridiplantae; Streptophyta; Magnoliopsida; Ericales; Theaceae. The record is from RefSeq and is a predicted model, not a curated record.